AUGUGCUUCCUGCCCUGUUGUGCCGCCGGCGCUGUAGGCGCAGCCUACGCUGCCAACAAGGCCUCCAACGCCCUGGACAAGGCCUUUGCCCCCAAGCCGGAGCCCACGGAGGCAGCCUUCGUCACCGAGCUGAAGCUCUUCUCGGGUAUCACCUCCCCUCCCCAGGAUCAGGAGAUCACCAAGGGGUUUGAACGCAAGGCGCGCCCCGUCAGCAAGAAGGAGGCCGAGAGCAAGGCCCGACUCCAGCGCCUGAUCGAGGAGAACAAGGGGGGCGGUCGGCGGCGCCCCGGCUGGAGUGCGCGGUCCGCUGAGGGGUCCGAGGGGACGGGCGCCUCCCACCACGACUCCGACGCCGCAGAGGCAGAGGGCGGCGGGGCGGGGGGGGAGGAGCUGGAGGAUGAGGACGUGGAGCGAGACGUCAACAUGAAGGUGGAGCGGCCCCUGACGGCAGCAGAGGUGGCAGCCGGCCUGAGGACGGUGCAGGGCAUGUGGGAGAUGGCAGCAGUCCUGGACUUCCUCACGCUCUUCAAGCCCCAGCUGCGGCUGUCGCGGGAGCUGGGCGCCGACGAACUGGAGCACGUGCUGGUGACCAGCGCGGGCGACGGCGGCCUGCUGGCCGACCUGCACGCCGACCUCCUGCGCGGCAUCUCACCCAAGUCGGUGAUCGAUCCCGGCAACUGGGUGGUGCACCUGGCCAACAAGAUCAAGUUCCACUGGAAGGGCGCUCCAGGUGGCGAGCCCUGCCCCUUUCGGCCGGAAAAGUACUUUGAGGCCGUGACCUAUGCCGGCUUGCCCGUGGAGCAGAGGGUCAAGGCCCUCCACUUUGUGUGCUGUGUGCGACUGGAUCGGGAGGACUGCCAGGCCCGGAUCGAGGAGGCCUUGCGGCCGCGCACGCGCAAGGAGCUGGCGGCCAUCGAGGCGGCGAAGGAGGCCGCGGCUGCCGCCCGGCCGACGCGUGGCAGCAGGGCGGCGGCGGCCGCCUUCCAGCCGCCAGAGGACGUGGACAGCUUCCGGCGGGAGGCCAUCGGGGCGGAGGCCUCCGGUAUCUCCUACUACUACCUCACGGGGGAGAUGGGCUCGCGCCUCUUUCGAGACAUACCGGCGGAGCUGGCGCGGCGGCAGGGCCCCGGCGGCGCAGACAGGGGCCAGGGGUCGGGGGAGGAGGAGAGCGGCCCCGAGGCCGAUUUCGCCGAGCGCAAGGGGGGGAAGAAGCGGCGGGGGCGGGCGGCCGCGUACGUUGUGCCGCCUGCGCCAGCGCCGGGGGCGUGGGAGCUGCUGGCCACCACCGUGCCGCAGAUGGAGUCGAUCGGCGAGCGGCUGCAUCGGAGCAUGAAGCCGCAGGACAAGGCCGUGGGCCGAGUAAUUCUCGAGGAUCUGGUCCCGCGGCUGCAGGAGCGCCAGGCCGCGGAGGCCAAGCGCCUGAAGGCCACCGAGCGAGUGGCGCGGCGGCUGGGCGAGCCGUCGCUGUACGGCGACGAGCCGGGGGGCAGGUCGCGGCGCGAGCGCCGCGCCGUCAACUAUGCCUUCACCGACUACGACGACAUGCUGCGCUCCGCGAUCCGGCGCAGCCAGCGCAGCGGCGAGACCGGCGACGAGUUCCUGGAGGAGGGUCGGCGCGGCAAGCGGGGGGCGUCCCCUGUCCGCCUGGACCCCGCCGUUGAGGCGCAGAUGGGCCUGAGGCGGGGGCGCUCCGUCGCCGGCCACCACUCCGGGGCCGAGGAGGUGCCAGAGAUCAACGAGCGUGCGCUGCGACAGGCUGCGGCCGCGCAGAAGGCUGAAGAGGAGGCCGCAGCUAUAAGGGCGGCCGAGCAGGCCGCAGAGGAGGCGGCAAGGGCAGAGGAGGAGGCCGCCAGGGCGGCAGAAGAGGCGGCGGCGCGGGCGGUCGAGGAGGCGGCGCGGGCGGCGGAGGAAGCGGCGGCCCGCGCCAAGGCAGAGGCCGCAGCGCGGGCCGCCGCCGAGCGCGCCAGGGCGGAGAAGCGGAAGAGGGAGGCGGCGCGGCGGGAGGAGCGUGAGCGAGCGGCCGCCCAGGGUCCCCCCGCGCCCUUCCAGGUCGAGCGGCCGGCGCCGCUGCGGGUGCGCCUGCCCGUGCCCGCCCAUCUGCGAGACAGCGCACACCCCGCGGCGUACGAGCCCGCUGCCACAGAGCAGUACCCCGGAGUGUGGGGAGGGGGCCCCGCCCCUUGGCAGAGCGCCGGGCACGGACCUGCGCAGCCUUAUGCGUCUCCGCAGCAGUACGCGUCCGCGCAGCAGUACGCCCCCGCCCCGGUGCAGUACGACCCGCAGCGAUACCUGGGCAUGGCGCAGGCCAUCGCGGCCGCCGGCGCCGCAGAGCAGCGGCAUGCUUUCCAGCCCCUGGCCUGGGCCCCCGAUGCGCAGGUGCCCCAGCCGGCCCCGCAGCAGGCCGCCGCGGUCCCGGGCCAGGGUGCUGCCGCACAGCAUGCACAGCAUGCCGCACACGGCCCUUCGUACGCGUGGCCGGGGCCCCCGCCGCAGCAGCGCUAG
This is a messenger RNA of Auxenochlorella protothecoides, 2502 nucleotides long. Its product is annotated as Cat eye syndrome critical region protein 2. The coding region runs from base 1 to 2502 and encodes 833 amino acids. Gene Ontology annotation, biological process: regulation of DNA-templated transcription. The transcript has 12 exons. Gene Ontology annotation, cellular component: RSF complex. NCBI's taxonomy places the organism in Eukaryota, Viridiplantae, Chlorophyta, Trebouxiophyceae, Chlorellales, Chlorellaceae. The record is from RefSeq and is a predicted model, not a curated record.